AUGAGAUAUAAACUGAAAAAACAAUUCAGUCUUUUUAAAUUUUACCUGAAUAAUAAAAACCAUUGUUUAAAAACAGGUAAUAAUAAUAAUAAUAAUAAUAAUAAUAAUAAUAAUAAUAAUAAUAAUAAUAAUAAUAAUAAUAAAUCAUUUAUUAAAAAUUAUAAUAACCAAAAUCAAUAUGACAAAAAUAAUUUAAUUUUUAAUAACAAAGAUAGUAAAUAUAAAAUUAGUUUUAAUAAAGAGUUUUCAAUUAUAAAAAUCAAAGAAUCAAUAAUCAAUGAUUAUUUUAAAUUUAAUUUAUUUAAAAAUAAUCAAUUAGUUUAUAAUAGAAUUUUAGCUGAUAUUUAA
Molecule: messenger RNA, 348 nt
Organism: Dictyostelium discoideum AX4
Lineage: Eukaryota; Evosea; Eumycetozoa; Dictyosteliales; Dictyosteliaceae
Exons: 2
Coding region: 1-348 (115 amino acids)
Source: RefSeq, a predicted model, not a curated record